AUGAAUUUUUCUAACGUUCCCUCAAAAGCAGAGGUGAUGGGAUGGAAUGCCCAAACUCUAGCGGACUACAUGCGGAAGCUUAAACUGCCAGGCUGUGACAGAGUAGUGACAAAGAGCAGCAUAGAUGGAGCACAGUUUAUGAAUAUGACAGAGUGUGAUCUGCAAGUGUUCCCCUGCCUCUUUGUCCCAGUAAUUACUAAGAUACAAACUGAAAUCAACAAAGAAGAGCGCAAGAAGGCUACUAGUCACAAAUCAAAACCGCUGAAGUAUCCGAAACAAGAUAAAGUAUUUGUACAAGAAGUAGACGUUUGGGAAUCUGAUGAGUUCGACAAUGAGAGCGAUGAUCCAAUCUAUGAGGGUCCAGAACACGAAGCAGAGAAUUACAACUGCAGUGUAGUUGAGCAACAACCAGGACAGGACAAGACAAGUGAAGCAAAGUACAAGCAGCCUGCUGCUGGAGACCUAGCGAAGCCUCCAAGACCCCCCCGAGGGCCAAAACCUCCAGACUGUCAAAGAGAACCUCUUCCUGAUCCACCAUUCUCUCAAAGAACCUUCAAACCUCCACUGCCAUCAACCCCAAGGGGGGAUCACAUCCUCCAAAGACCGUUAAAACCAGCAGUUCCUGCAAGUGUGCACUUAGACCGGAGCAAGAAGCCUGGAUCAUCCCAAAAAGACAUUCCAAAAAUAAAGGGCAGUGCUGUAAAAGAUACUAUCAGCAAACCUCAUCAUCCAAAGGUGCCUGUGCCUACUGAUGUGUCCAAUAGGCCAAGUAAAUUAAUUCCAGAACCUUCAGGAGUGACACAAUCUACAGAAGAAUACAAUUCGACACCAAGACUAAAAAAGGGCUUGGAUUCGAGUUGGUAUGGAGGAAAGUUGACAAGACACCAAGCUGAGGCUGCUCUUCGGGAGGUCAACAAGGAUGGUGCCUUUGUGGUGAGGGACAGCUCUAACGGCUCAGUCGAGCACCCCUUCACCCUGAUGCUGCUGUAUCAAGACAAGGUUUACAACAUUAAGAUCCGUCACCAAGGCAAUGGCUACACUCUCGGCAGUGGCCUCAAAAACACCAAGAGUUUCCCUGGGGUGAAGGAGCUGAUUAACCAUCACACACACACCCCGCUGCAGCUCAUUGAUGCCACAGACCAGAGUCAUGAAGAGCACCCCCAGAGUUGUCUGCUGCACCCUACGGGACAUUGACCAGCACUGACAACAGUUUUAAUGUGCGUGUUCGCACCUUUCUCUGUGCUCAUAUAUGCUAAUCUGUGUGCAUGCAUGCAUGCGUGGCCUAUUAAAAAUCUUUUUAAGAACAUGUAAAGCAAAUGUCACAAUUUUCACUCUCAAAGGUCAUUGUUAUGCAAUUCA
This is a messenger RNA of Maylandia zebra (zebra mbuna), 1359 nucleotides long. The record is from RefSeq and is a predicted model, not a curated record. NCBI's taxonomy places the organism in Eukaryota, Metazoa, Chordata, Actinopteri, Cichliformes, Cichlidae.